GUAUCACCAGCCUCCCGUUUGCCUCCGCCUUGCUUUUUUUUCUUUCUUCCAAGCCCCGCUUCGUUCUCUCGCGGUCGCUUGCCGAAGCAGCUGCGCGCGCGCAAAAACGUGUCCGCCUGCGCCUCCCUCCCUCCCUCCUGUCAAUCUCGGGCCAUCCCCGAGUACGCACGCGCGCGAGGGGAAGGAACGCGAGAUCCUUGACAAGAGACCUUUUCUGUCAAGACGCGCGCGCACGCGCGCGACUGGGACAGACACCGGAGCGCGCGGCGUGAGCCAGGAUGACUAGGUGCGCUCGCGCCUUUGCGCAGGCGCAGCUGCCCGCCCCGCCUCGCGCUGCCCGCCCUCUCCUGUGUGGUGUGUGUGCGCGAAGAGAGAAGAUGGCGGCGGCGGGGCCAGCAGCGUGAGGCGUUGAGGGAGACGCUGAGCUCGCUGCUGCCGCCGCCUCCCCCGCCGAGCGGGGACGGGGGCGCCAUGGCCGUCCACGGCGCGCAGGUAAACGCCUCAAGCCGAGCCCGGAGGCCACCACCUUUUAUUCCCUUUCCCUGCCUGAAGGGGUUUCCCCUCCGCGCUGUGGCCCGGCCAGGCCUCGCCUCCUCCUCGGGGCAGGAGCACGCUGCGUGUGUGCCUGGCUUGGCAAGGGCUGGGCCUACCCGGCCGAUUUCUGCAGGCUCAUCGCGUCGUGUGUGUGUGUCAUGGCGAGCGAGCGGGUUGUGGCGGGAGGGCUUUCUCCCCGCUAAGCCACGGGGCGCCUCUCUCUCCUCUCUGUACAUGAUGAAAAGGAGCGGCUGGUGGUGGUGGGGCGCGCGCGUGCUCGCGGAGGAGCACAGCCAGGCGAGGGGUUUAAAGGCAGCCAUCCCAUUGCACACUUUACUUGGAAUUGAGCAGGAAAGAAGAAAUUGCGGGAGCGGGUGGGGGAGAGAUCUCUCCAUUGACCUUAAUGGAAGAGCACGCCUAAAAUAUUGUGUAUGCGGGAUUUUAUACCCCCUCCCGAGUUUCAAGCACACAUGGGUAGGGGGGGUUUCAUCGAUAUAUUAGUAAGGAUGAAUUUGCUUGAGCGGCUUUAUUCGGAGAAUAAAACCCAUUGGUAGGACUUUCCAUUUUGUUUUGUUUUAACUCGCAGUUUAAAGCGGGAGGAGGGGUUGUGCUGUUGCAGCUUUGCAGCUUGAUUCUCUGAACAGGUUAGGGAAACUGGCCAAUAUUCAGUCAUGAGACUUUGCUCCUGGGUAAGAGUGCGCUGGUAGGAAACCCAACAGCGUGCUUUGAGGGAGUAAGUCUCCCUAGGUUCAGCCAUAGGGUUUUACGUAUAGGUAAAGUGAUAUACUCAAGUGAUAUUACUCAAGAGUAAGCCUCAGAGUGCAUAGGAUUGUUGCACCUUUUUAACCAGGCACCCUUUUGUUGUUCAGGCGUAAGUUUCCCUGGGUUCAGGUAUAGAAGAAUUUUACUGCUAAUGUUACUGGACUAUAACUCCCAUCUCCCUGAUAACUGGCCAUGCUAGCUGGGGCUGAUUCCAGCUUGAUCCCUGAGCAGGCUUAUUAUUAUUAGGAAGUGAAUUAUACUACAUUCAUAAUAGGACUUUGGUCCUAGAUUAGUGUGCAUGAGUUUGUAACCUCAAUCUUUAUACCUUUUUAAGUGGGUGGGUAGAUUAACUUUGGAGGUAAGAAAUGAAAUUUUACCAGUGAUGGAGGCAACAAGUGCAGAAGGUAGGGAAACACCGAAAGUAGGCAUUGCUUUUUGUAGAGGGGGGGAGGGAAUUGGAAAAAAAGUGCCCACGGACUUGCAUCCAUUCAUUCACUCUUUAGUUCUCACAUGCUUAACUUGGAAGUUUUAGUCCUUGCUCACAGACUGCCAGACAUGCAAGAGAGUUAAAAGCAUUGGACAGGUGCUAAUUGCGAGUAGUUUUAUACUUGUUUGUUGCACUCUGGUAGUAGGUGAAUACAUGGGGUAUACAUAGGACACACAAGUAACUGGGAAGAUUUCUUUUGCUCAUAGAACUUUCAUCUAAAGUUCAUGUAAUUGAAAAAACUUGUGUUGAGGCAGGAUUCUCCACCUUCAGGCCUUCCUGAAAACAUUACAAGACCGCAAAACAGUCUACAAUCAGCUUCACUAAAGUAAAGUGGAGGAUCUGGACACACUAUGCUGGACACUGAAGGACAAGGACAUUGUUUUAGUAAAAUGAAUUUGUAUGACUUGCAGCUAUGUCACAGACUAUGGAUGAAGGUGACUCACACCCUAGAGUACCCAGUAGUCUGACCUAUAUAUAAAAAAAAUACCAUCUUAAUAUGAUGGAUCAUGUUGACCCCUGGGAUUUCAAAGAAACAAGGUUAUCUCUUCAAGAGAGAGAAAAUAUUACUUAAAUGCCAGUAUAACUUGUUUUGUAUCAAAUUUCUAGAUUUGGGAUUCAUCUGAUGUCUUGGUUUGUAGAUGGAGUAAUACAAACCCCUUCCCAUUCCCAAGUUAUUUUCUAGGAGACCUUUGUUUUGGGUAAGGCAGUGGCAAAUACUAAGUGCUGUUUUCACAGAGAAAAUUGGAGGGGAGAUUAAUAUUGAACUUGAGGUACAAUUGCAAUGAAUCUUUGUCUGGCUAGUUAGAAAAUAUAACUUGAUACUUCAGGGGGAAAAAGAGAUUGUAUAGGAGUCUUUGAACUGAGACACAUGGUGGUAUCUUCUACAUCAUGAUCUGAAUUAUGCUAUGUAUGAUGCCUGGUUGUUUCGAUCUGGAACUGUUACUACUUUGCUGUUUGGAUCUAAUGCUUGACUUUGGCUCUUUAAUAAAUUUGUAGAGGAUCUUUGGUCAGUGCCUUGAGAAAUAUAGUAAAUGACAAGCAAAACAUGAGUGUAGGCAUUUUGUGGUUGUAUGUUACUGUUCUACUUGAUUUUCCCCUAGCUUUUUGUUCUCAUCAAAGACUUAUGAAAUAAAGUGCUGUUCCCCAUUGUACUGGCUACUGACACCCAGAAUGAUUCAGUUCAGCCAGAUUUCCAACUUGCUGCCUUCCAUAUGUUUUGAAUUACAGCUUCCAUCAUCCCCAACCAGUAUGGCCAUAUUGGCUGAGGCAGAUGGGAGUUGGACUCCAAAACAUUUGGAGGGCUUCAGUUCGGGAAGGCUGUUUUUGGUAGUGUGUCCCUGUCUGACAUGGGAUAUAUAUACAGGUUUAGUAUAAGUUUUAUAUCCACUAGCUAUUACUGUGUUUCUUUAGUGUUACCUGUAUGGUUGAUCUUAUUAAUUGGCAUCUCUAAACACAAAUGGCACCUAUAGUCUGUAUACAUUCUUUCUGGCUAGUCUUUUGGGCAUGGCUUAACUUCUACAGUGAAGGGUCAUAGUUCAGUGGUAGAGCAUCUGCUUUGUGUGCAGAAGGGCCUAAGAUCAAACCCUGGCCUUUCCAGGGAAAAUACUCUGUCUGAAAUGUUGGAAAGCUGCUGUCAGUAACUGUUGACAAUAUGUGCUAGAUGGACCAUGGGUGAACCAAAGGUUAGUUCUACUCAGAGUGGACCCAUUGAAUUUAAUGGGUCUAAGUUAAUCAUGUCCAUUAAUUUCAAAUAUUUUACUCUUGGUUGGGUAGAACUAAUAUUGGAAACAACCUCAGUGGUUUCCAUUGGUAUAAAGUAGCUUACUAUGUUCCUGUAGGAAGUUGCAUUAUAGAGCAGUCCAAACUGCAUAUCUGCCAUGCUAUACAGUGGUAUCUCGGGUUAAGAACUUAAUUUGUUCUGGAGGUCCGUUCUUAACCUAAAACUGUUCUUAACCUGAGGUACCACUUUAGCUAUUGGGGGCUUCCUGUUGCCACCACGCCACCACCACACAAUUUCUGUUCUCAUCCUGAAGCAAAGUUCUAAACCCGAGGUACUAUUUCUGGGUUAGCGGAGUCUGUAACCUGAAGCGUCUGUAACCCGAGGUACCACUGUAGAGGGAUUUGGAUGAGCUUCAGCUGGUGAGUAACACCAAAGUGCUCCCGCCCAAGGGUUGGACAGACAGAAGUUAGAGCAAAAACCAAAAUGGCCUGAUCUGGCCUCCUUGCUGCACCAGUCUGAGAGCUGGUGUAACAGAGUCAUUUUUCUUCCAGGCUGGCUGGCAUGAAAGGCAGGGCCGUGGCUGCAGUGUUCCAUUAAGUACCACUGCUUUGGGGCAGAAAUUCGGAUUGAUUCAUCUAGCUCAAUAUUGCCUGCACAGACUGGCAGUGGCCCUAUUGAUUGGGGAUCCUUCUCAGGCUAUCCAAUGAUGCCAGAUUCAACAUGGGACCUUUUGCAUUCAAAACAGCUGCUCUACCACUGAAGUGUGUAGAUACAUACUGUCCAUAUAGAGUCCAUGUAACAUUUAAGUGAAAGUAAAGAGUGUGGGCCAUGGUUGGUGUGGCUAUACCAGCAUUUACCCUGUCAACAGUUAGUUAGUUAGUUAGUUAGUUAGUUAGUUAGUUUGUUUUUAAAAGGCAGUACCCUUCAACCCUCCCCUUAGUAUUGGUGUAGAUCUGGCUGUAGAGAUGAUAUUAAACCUUUCAAAAUACAUAAAGAAUGAGAGAAACAUGCCUUAAAGUAGUCUUAUUUAAAGUUUUUGGGGUUUUUUUGCUAAACAGGAUGUUCUGAACACCUGAAAGGAAGUGUGCAUUUGCAUUUCUAGCAUUUUUAAUAUUUGGAUUAAAAUGUGGUCAUUGGAUUCAAAAUUCAGAACUUUCCACAAGGCUUUAAUUUCUUCUACAAUAGAAGGUGUUAUACUUGAAGCCAUUAUGUACAUUAUUUUAGUAAUAAACAAUUAGACUUAUUUAAUGCCAGAGAAACCUCAUGGACAUGAUUCUUUGUAGUUUGUAUCUGGUGCAGUGGCUAGAGUGAUUGUCCUGAAAGGUAGGAUAGAAAUCUUUUAAUAAAUAGAGUGUUAGAUUUGAUUAGAAGAAGCCAAGGUUCACAUAAAUGAACAACUGCAAAGCUCGGUAGAUGGCCUUAGACAAGAUACAAUCUCUCAGCCUAAUCUGCUUCUCAGGGUUGUUGGGCAUUGUGUGCAGUAAUGUUUCUUGUUUGUCAUAGAUUUGUUCUUGGUUAUAAGAAGUCAAUUAGGAGAAGCUGGUGACAUGUUUGCAUGUGGGUAUAAUGGUGUCCCAACUGACUCAUGAACACUCUGCUCUUUGCUACUUCAAGGACUGACCGAUUAGUAAUAGUGAUCACUUAUAUUGGUUUUUGGAAGUUUAAAAGCAUUAUCUCAGUACUUGGUAAAAUGAAGCAGCUUCUAGUUUGUGUACAUGGAUGAAUAGCUGCAGCAGUCAUAUACAGGAAUCCCCCCUCUUAUGCACGGUCAACUCGUGUGCGAUGAUGUAUACAUGUGGCACUGGGAAAUAAAAAUUUCAAAUAAAUAAUUCAAUUCAAACCUGAAAUGGUGGGAGAGAGCUGGAAAGUUUUUGUGGCUCAUGAGGAGACUCUCCCCAGAGCCUGAAGAGGACGCCAGUGAGCCAAAAGUCCAGAAAGAAAGUUUUUAAAAGCUAUUAAAAGAAAAGGAGUCCAAGGGUUCCAAAAUGGUGUGCAGGAGCUCUCACUGCUUCCAUGUUAUCCUGGUCAACAGCUGUUGGGCAGGAAGCUGUAUUGCAGCAGGCUCUCCACUUACGCACAUUUCACUUAUGCGUGUGGUGCCCAGAAGACAACCCUCUCAUAAGUAGUGAGUCGCCUGUAUUUGGAAUUAAGGACACCAUUUGGCAAUGAUAGCAGUGGCACAAUAGACUGUAGUGUAGUAACAGGCAAGUGGUAAAAGUCAGGUCUGCAGUCUCUGACAACGGUUCUGUAAACUAGACUAGUAUUACUACCAUUCCCUGUGUAGCAGAUGGGGGUGGAAUUGAAUUUGAGAGCUAGUGGUUUGCCAAAGACCUCCUAGCAAAUUUAUGUUAGAGAUGAUAUUUAUGUAAGUUAUAGGCUGCGGGUGUAGCCAACAUGGUGCUUUCUAAAUGUUGGAGAGUUUCUGAUCAGCACUGGCCAGCAUAGCUAGUAUGCAGGGAUGGAUGGCCAUUGUACAGCAACAUCUAGAUGGCACCACAUUAAUUAUUCUUGCUAUACAUUUCUUAACUUGUCUGUGUGCAGGUCCUGCAACCAUGCUGAAAUUACAAAAUGAUAGUUGCUGUAAAUUGAUUUCCACCUAUAACCUGUCAGCUGUUCACUUGCAACAUCUCUUUAAAUACUGCAUUAGGUUAGAUUGAUCCCACUGAAGUAAGUGGCAAAUGUUCUUUUAAUUGUUUGAUCUUCAGACUUGGCUAACUUCAAUUUGUUAGUUUAGAGUCUUUGAUUUCAAUGCGGAUUCUUUGGCUUUAAAUUUCCUUAACAGGCUCAUUCUAAAACUACUAAGUGUACACCUUAACUUUUCUUGCUUGAAUAACUUUGAUAAAAUAGAUCACAUUUUUAAAAAAGUAGUCUGCAGGAUUCACUCGUUUAUCUUAGUAUAGCUUCUCUCUGAUAUUCAGGAUUUUUCAUUCUUCAUACUUAUUAGACAAAUAUGCCUGAACCUGAAGUCUGUUAAUUCCCUUGUUAUGCAUGUUAAAGGAUCUUGUUCCACUGUGAUUAUUCUAGUCAUUGUAUAGCACAGAUAUGUGGGUUUUUAAGAUGUUACAGUAGUACAAUUAAUUUUAAAAAGCAAAAUAUUAACAUGAGCAUUUCUGGAACUAAAUGAAAACCCUCAUCAUUUGUUAGAGUAUGCUGUUCUGUAUAUAGUAAUUUUUCUAUAUUUUAAGGCUAGGGGGCAUCAAGUAGACACUGCUAGGAAGGCUACUGAUUUUCUUGGAGUUUAGACCAGUAUUCCUGAAAAUGGGGCCCCUCACCCUUUUAGAGUGUUUAGAAACUUGGCGGGGGGGGGGGGAGACAAUUCCAGCCACUCAAGCAUUUUUGCAGUAGCAUACAAAUGGCAGAAAAUGACAGGAGAGCAGUGGCUGUCAGAAAUCUACAUAGAAAUUUAUUUCGGAGUUCAGUAUGCAAAAGCAAAGCAGUUAAAUCCUAACAUUUGGAUUUAGGAUAACAUAAACCUACCUAAUAAAUAAGUUAGCAAAAGUGGAAAGGCAAGAUACAUGUUUAAUAAAUAACCUACCUGCUCAAAACAUUUUGGUAAGUCAAAUAAACAACCAUCAUUUUAUAAAAUGUAGUCUUACAGUUGACAAAAAUUUAUGUCCUUGCUGUUACUCAGUGUAGAUGUGUUUUCAAGCUUGUGCAUUCUGAUUGUAAAUGUGUACUUGGAAAUAUGUACUGGUACCUCUAGUUUCAGUGAAACUUAACUCCCACAUAGUUGUGUUAGGAUUGCAGCCAAAGUUGAAAGGCCAUAGUAUGCCCUCAAGUAUACCUUUACCUGUAGCAUCUGUCCAGAAACCUUGGCUUCUGCAUACUAGCCUGAGACAUUGCACAUCAAGUCUUGUUAUGGAAAGUGGCUGGGCAACAACAAAAACAAAAACAACAAAAACCACCCCAGCUUGACUUUAUCUUCUUGCUUCUGGCAGUUCUUUGGUUGCAGUAGCUUUCAGGGGCUAAAUCACUUGACGUUGAAAUACUAUUGCUGACUUCAUUGGAGUAGUGGGCUUGCAGCAGAAUGAAAUAACAGGCUGGACUUGAUCACUUUAGAGUAUAUGGGGAGAUGCAGUUUUGGAAUAUUCCCCUGUGAGCAUCCUGCAGGUGGAAAACUGGAACUUUAGCGGGAAGAUUCAAACCUCUUUGCUUGCUGUGGUGGUUUCCUGUUUUCUGGGAAUUAAAUGUUAAGGAAGAUUUCAGUAAUGUGAUUCUGUAUCUGCAGCCUUUAGUGGUGCAACCCAUUCUACCACCAUAUUCUGUUGCAUAUACAGACCAGCCCUCAGAUUCUGCUGCCUUGAUUCUAGAACAGAGUUUGAAUAUCUCUGCCUCAUCACCUUCAUUUAACACUGAAGGUGGUGUUUUAGUUUGAAAGGCAAACAUGCCAUUGCUCUAGGUUUAUUAUAGUAACAUAGCUGUCCAAGGUUUCAAAGAUCUUUCUUUACACCAAGAAAACUUCUGUACUGUGAUACCACAUGUUUCAUUAUAUGCAAAAUACAUUGGAUAUGCAAUCUUUUGUUGCUGUUGUUUAAAACAUGCUUUCUUCUUGGAAUUACAUUUAGAUGGGCAGUAUUGUACAAAUUGUGGUAGCCUUGAAAGCUGUUGUGAAAUUACUGGAAUGACAUAAGAGAAGAGAAAUAAUUUCUGCCUGUUUUGUUCUGUGCAAAUCAAUUGGGUAGAAUAAUUUUAGUGCUCUUCAGCAUUACAGAUGUAAAAUUUCUGGGAAUUUUGAAUCCUCACUGGAGGAUACAAUUUUUUACCCUGAGAGAUUUGGGGAGAAGGGGUUUUUUUUAAAUGGAAGAAAAAUCAUUUUAAAAGCUUUCUUUACCUAGGGGAAUAUUUACAAAAGUUGAACCUCAAAUAUAAAUUCCAGGUAGGGGGUACUUUGUGACCAAGAGUUGUUAAUAUGAAAGAUAUGAGAGUGUAGAAAAUUGGGUGAAUGAAUUAAUGUAUAUGAAGCUAAGCUAGAUGUAAAAAAAACACUGUCAUGGAAUGCUGGGUGGGAAAUCAAACUGAACUAUUGUGUAAAAAAAUGGGAAAGAAGUGUAAUUGUAAAACUCAGAAACUCAAAAAUAAAAAUAUUAGAAGUUUUCUUUACUUAUCAAAAGUCACUUUGUUACUUUAAGAACAUGAAAUGCCUUAUGUAUAACUUGGUUUAGCAUUUAUCUGGUAUAUUAAAAAUAUAGUUUAUCCAGACAAGCUGUUGAACGGUAAGGAGUCUAUCUUCUUUUACGGUUUUGCAAGUUUAUGAAGAGCAGGAAAACCCCCAAUAAAGAUGAGCCAUCAACAUAAUAAUUAAACAAACUAUUAUUUAUUCUUAAAAUUAUGUCUCCUCCAGUCCUACACAGUGUCAAGCAGACAUAAAGCACUAAUUUGUUUAUAAAAAGAGUCAAGAAAAAGGGUAGUGGAAACAAAACUCACUAAAUGAAAUGUAUUCAGUUGCUUUUUAUUCAUAUUUAUCAUGGACUUCUAAAAAUUGAAAGUUUACCCAGAUGGAAACACAUGUCUACCCUUUCCCAUGUCAGUUUAUUUCUUAAUUUGGUAUACAGUAUUUCCAAACAUAUACCAGUUUCUUUCAUGUGCUUCAGAAUAUGGAGGAAUCUGAAGUAGGUAAGAAGCAAGAGCUGGAGGCUUUGUUGUGCAAAGGCUUUGCCACCAUGUUGCAAGAGGGAUAUGUUUGGCAGGAUCCCAGACUACAUUUCUUGGCCAAAUACCUGAAGAAGUUUUGUACUUUGCAAUAUUUGAAAGUACCUUUCCAGCAUCAGGUCCUAAGUGUGCUGCUUUUUUUGUAAUCCAUUCAAAUAUGGAAGUAGUGAUACCAUCACAAGAUUUUUAAAAUGUAUUAUUAUUAUUAUUUAAAUUUCUAUACUGCUUAAUAUAUUUGUAAAAUAUCUCUUAAGCAGUGUACUGGAAACUGAAACAACAACAGAGAACUUUAACAAAAUAUUGCAAAAUUACACAGUUACAUAUAAAAAUGAUACAUUGAUUCACCCAGGGUCAAACAAACUCAGCUCACCCACAAAAUUUUCACAAUGAGAAAAGAUCUUGGAAACAGAUCUUUCUUUCUGGACUUGCUUUUUAUGGGCUGGCUCAAGGUGGAUGGCACCUCUUCAAGCUGCACACAGCUGUGUCCCAUUCAGCUGCACUCUCCGCACCCAGUUCCUGGUACAGCAGGUUUAUUGAGUUUCCCAGGGGGGUCCAAAGGAUGGGUAGAGGGGCCCCCUUCACUCACAACUCCUCCUUCACCCUCUGUCCUCUCCUCUUCUAGCAUUUUUACUGUCCCAUAGCAGGACGUGCUUUUUAUGGGCAGACACCAAGGGUGGUACUUCCUCAGGCUUCCCACAGCUGUGUCUCAUUCAUCUUCUGUCCUCUCCUCCUCCUCCUCCUCCUCUGCCUCCUCCUUCAUCUUCUUAGAUACUGACUGGCUGCUGUUACAUAUGCAUGCAUCACACCCAAGAUGGUCUCCAAAGUCACUUGCAUUUCUCCUUUGAAUUUUGGGUCCAAUGUAUUUGCAGCAGCAUGAAUUGGAUGGCAACAAAAUUAUGUUGUUCUGUACUUUCAGUCCUUUGAGGCUUAGCGACAAGAAAAAAAUAGGUCUACUUUGGCUUCCCCCCUCACAAAAAGCUCAACAACUUAUGCUUGCCCCCGUUAAAAUUCUCAACAACUUCAGGUCCCCCUCCCCAAAAUGGUUAGAUCACUGCCAGCCCCCCCCCCCCACGGGAGUAGAUCGCAGUCUCUUGGGAGUUGGAUGUCCCUGCUUUAGAAGAAAGAUUGGGGGGGGGGGGACCCUCCCGGGCCUUCAUGUCUCUGUACCUGCUAACUUAAGUUGAUUUUAAUUCUUCUCUGAAUCUUUGUGUCAGCCAUAUUUUAGAAUUCCCAUUUAACAUUUUUGCAUGUACAGAAUGUGCUUUCUUUCUGCAAAUUGCCAUAUUGCAAGAACUCUUCCAUAUGAACCUAAUAAUAUAGGCAACCUACACAGUUCAGUUUCAGUUUACUGCCAUAAACAUUCUACAUGCUGUUGUCUGCUUUGUACAGGUCUGUUUGUAGUAGAACUUGCUGGCCUUGAGCCACUGGAUUAUAGGCAUUUGUCAGUUUAAUGCUGCUUCAGCAAAGUAGAUAUUGAGUUUGAAAGAACUGCAUUGCUAGAGCUGCAGUUUUUUUUCUGUUCAGUUGAAAUGCUUUAUAUAUAACCAUUUAACAUACCAUUCAGGAUUAAGGAACUUUGUGUGGAACAAUGGUGCUUCAUGGCAGGAGAGCUUCUAGCAAUUCUAAAACAUGUGUAUAAUUGAGACUAGAAAUUCCUGCUUUUCCUGUGCGUUAGUCACGUUCUUCAAAAGAAGCAGCUUGUGAAAAGUGUGUACUGUGUAGUGGUAGUGAACUUUAGUGUACAGUGUCUAAUAGUAAAUGUGCACAUUGCUUUGGCUCUGUGGAAGCUUCCAGGGAAGGCUUAUUUGUGACUGCAGUUCUCUCUUUGGGAAAGAUGGGACUAAUAUAUAGAAACAUUUUUCUGAAGUGACUUCUCUGUGUGUCAUAGGGUUACUGUCUGUUUUGUACAUUGCACAUAUUAAAUUGUGGGGCAUUUUUGCCAAGGUGAAGUCAGAAAGGCCCUUGCAAAUGCACAUCAGGAACUGUUAGUUCACUGGUGAGACGAUAAGAAGCUUAUUAGGUCACUCAGUAUCUGAUUAAGUUGAAGGUGGCCUGUGUUUGAUCAGGAUAGAACAAGAGUUGAGUGUUGUAUUGGAAAAGUUAACAUGGCCAGUAGUAUUGAGAGUUCUUCAGAUGCCAUAACUAGAUACAGUACCACAUGUAGGAGUGUGUUUUUGAAAAUAAGUGCAGGAAUGUCUUGGACACAACCCACUGGGAUUUCUCUUCACACUGUAGCAUUUUGUUACAUCACACUGCUGUUUUAAAUUUGCUAAUUUGGCUUGACACUUUUUUUAGCUGAUAAUUAUUUGGUAGAAAGCCUUUAUUAUGCCCCAGAAACCACUAAUCUCUCAACCCUUUCCCUCAAUAAUUGUCAAAUAGGUAAAAUGUGUUUUUGACUUGUUGUUCUGGUAGUGGCUGCCACAAACCCUCUUCAUCAACCUUGAGAGUUCCCUAGCAGGAUUUGAAGGUUUUGGAAUGCAGAUGCUAUCUGGGUAUGGAGUAAAGUUUCAUUGGACAAGUAGACUACUCCCUGCCUUUUUUUCCACCCUCAAAUCAUCCUGAUUGUCACACUGAGACAGUAGACACAGCUUUUGAGACUAUUGCAUUAUACAUGUGUUCUGUUUGUGAUUGGAACAGCUACUUUCACACCCCAGAUUGGAUGGUGAUGUGGUAGUCGGGGUGGUAAUCCCAGAGUGUCUCUCUCUGUUUGUAUGUGACUGAUUUAAGUGUCAAAUCAAACUUUUCAUAAUAACUUUUAGGAUUUGAAAUGUAAAUAGUUUAAAAAUGUCUUCAGGUGUCCAUGCUAUCAUAGUUUCUCUAGAAUUUGACCAAAAUUCAUAGGUGCAUGUCGGAGUGGAAAGGGCUAGUCUGGCUACUGCCUAGCUUCUCAUGUUAGUCUCGGCAUUCUGGGUUCUGAACAAGAAGACUGGGCUUCUGGAGAGAGAAAUUGGCUGGGUAUGCAUAUGUACUUGAAUACAGAGGUGGUAAAUUAGACUGCAGGUGGAAAAUAAUGUUGCUAAAUAUUUCCUCAUGUAAAAAAACAAAAAGAGAAAAGAAAAGAAAAGAAACUUCAUACUAGAUGGAAAACUAGCAUGUUGGGAGAAAAGGCUCCAUUCCAGUGCUGUGCUAAUUUUGCUACUAGUAGAAAAAUAAGGGGUCACUACUAAUUGGUACCCUCUUGCACUCUGAAGGGUUUCAGACAAUUUUUCUACUUCAGUAGUCUACCACUUCAUUCUCUUGAAUGGUCUCAUUCAGAAUAGGGCAUUAUUGAAGGUGGCGAAAUGAGAAGGGUAGUGUUUAGUUGGGAUUGUCAGUGCCAGGGGAAGGUUGUGAUGAUAUACAAGGUAAGCUUGGCUAGAAUAUGAAAUUGCUGCAUUAACUUUAGAUUAGCUGUGGUUGGUUGGUAUAUCCUUUGUCUCACAGCAUAUUUUCAUGGCACCAACUAUCAUCUCUGAAUGAGGUGAAGCACUUGACUGUUGGGGCAUCCAGCAAAAAAUUAACUCACUGGAAUGAGUGUAUUUUAGUUUGUGGUGUGGUCACAGUGCUUUGGUCCUGAAUAAACAAGUGAUUUGCCAGCAGCAGCACCAAGGAGGCAACAACCAAAGCAAUAUCCAGGGCUAGUCCAAGUUCAGGGUCCAGACUAGCAGAGUUCACAACAAGGUUUAGAUGAGAGGCAAGGUCAGAGCACUUCAAGGACUGGUUUGACACAGGGCACAGAACUGCUACAUAGAAUGUAUCUAGUCCCUUCUCUCCAGAGGUUUCAUUGAGAGGAAAAUCUUACGCUUAAGGAGCUUUUACUCCUGAGGAGUCCUUGCCUGCAAUCAGACACUUUUCCAGAUGGACUAGGCUUCCACCUGGCAUUUAAGGCACUGUCUUUCCCUUGGGCUUCAGACUGUUCAGUCUCAGCUUCGUCUCAGGGUCCUGGCUUUUUGCUACCGGGUGCAGACUGACUGGGGCUUGGUGUAAGAACAAGGCCUCCUGGGUCUCUUCUGAUGAUGGUACAUAACACAAGUGUCUGUUGAGUUGGCAUUGCAUCUCUGUUUUGAAUCUCUUUUUGAGAAGUUCAUGGAUACACUUGUCACAGACCUGAUAUGAUAAUGCUUCAUUUGACACACUUUCUUGGUGGCUGUAGUAUAUCAGGCACUUCGCAUAUUGAUUUAAGCCUCUGAGAGAAAAAUGUGGUGGGAACAAGUUUUAUUUGUGUAACAGCGUUUUAAGCUGCAUGACUGCAUUUCAUUCUUUGCAUGACUUCAUCUAAAAUGUUUCUAACAAAUUCAGUAUGUUUUUGUGCAAGCAGCUAUUUUUACUUCGGUGUGAAAUUGUGUGUGUUGAAUUGUUUCAUUGAAAUGAGUGUUACUCCUUGAUUAGUGUUGAGAAAUCCACUGAAAUAUGAGAAAGGAUUCCAGUAUACUUCAGUUGUGGCUUACUUUGAGGUGUUACAUAGUUGAUAUCAAGCAGCUGCUUAGAUGGUCCUUAACAGAUUAACAAAACUUUAACCAAGUUCCAAAAGCAGUUUUCACUUCAGGGCUAUAGCCGAAGCAGAAUUGGUAUUAGAGGCUGCAGCAUCAUUGCCAUUAAAAUUGUCACAUUUAGUUUUUGAGCUUUUAAAAUCAUAAGAGCAGUAUCCCUUGAAGUAUUUCCAGUAGCAGAAAGAUUUUUGUUUGCACAACAAAAUGUCCCCUUCCCCUCCAUGCCCCGCCAUCUGCUCCAGAGAGUUGUGAGAAUCCCCAACAUAGAUUUUUUUGGGGGGAAGCAUGAUAAUAAGUUAUGUUGUUCAGCUAAAAGUCCUCUGUAGUAACUAAACUACUUCGCAGGAUACUGCCCAAAGCUCCUACUACAGUAUACAUUGGUGUUUCCAGGACCCUUCAUAUAUGUUCACACCAUUAGUGGCAUAUCUUCAUCUGCUUGUUAGAAGCUCCAUUUGUAAAAUUGCUUGAAUGGAAUCCCCAGACUGCAGUUUUUCUCCACUGAUUGAAAAAGUGAAGAUGCUUGAACGCCAGGAUGGCACCUGAUAUCUCUACCAUCUGGAGGUGCAUGCCUAGGGUUCAUUGGAUUUGGACUGUUUUUCACAUGAUAAUACCCCAUCCUGUAUAAUUCUGUCAGUUAUAUUUUAUCUACAAAAUCAGAAUGAAUUUCAGGAACCAAAAUGCUUUUUCUUUGCAGGAGCAGUCACCAAUCAGAAAAAGAGGUGGGAAAUAGGCCAGUAUCUAUAUGGUCUGUCCAUGGAUCAAGUGACUUUUCUUUUUUUAGUUCUCAAAGGUCUUAACCUAGCUCAAGGUUGUCAUCUGAACUAUCCACAUGUUUAACUGAGAAUCAAUCACAGUCAGUCCAUCAUUUGAAAAAUAAGACUUUAGAGCCGUCUUGCCCCAAAAUGGCAACUAGACAUUCCGUUUUGGCAACUGCAACCUUCAUUUAAGGAGCCAUUUGGUGCCUAGCUUAUAUAUCUUGCGUUUCUAACACUAAUUACAUAUGUAACCUUUACAAUAGCUGUACACAAGACAUGGAUGUUUAAGCAAAAGCAUAGGCAUAAUUGGUUUAAUCUUUCAAAAUUUAAAUGCUGGGGCCUUCAGUUAACCAGCUACUUGCAGUUUUAGAAGUUGUGGUUGGAUAAUUGUCAGCUUCUUGUAUAAAUUAGAGGUCACACAAAUUUCCAAUGAAGAGAUUUCUCAGGAUUCUUUUUGACAAAGGCCAUUGAAAUUUCCAGCGAACAUAUGCACAACAGCCAAGUUGUUGCCAUGGUCAACUUCAGUUAAUCUAAUUAAAUACAAUAUGUUUUACUUUUUAGUACAUCUUUGGGGAAUUCAGCCCCGAUGAAUUUAAUCAGUUCUUUGUGACUCCUCGUUGCUCUGUUGAGGUAAGAACUAUUUUAAAUUUAUUUACCUGUACAGUCAUACCUCUUGUUAUGUUUGCUUCAUGAUACGUUUUUUCAUGUUGCGUCCUGCAGCAACCCGGAAGUACCAGAAAGGGUUACUUCUGGGUUUCGCCACUCGCGUAUGCGCAGACGCCCAAAAUGACGCCAUCCACAUGCGCAGAAGCGGCGAGUCGCGACCCACGCAGACGCGGGUUGCGUUCCUUUCUGGUUGCGAACGGGGCUCCGGAACGGAUCCCGUUCUCAACCAGAGGUACCACUGUAUGUGUGAAAUGUUGAAAUCUAUUGUAUGUUGAAAGCAUAGGAGAAAGUUAGUUUAGUAUAGAUCAGUGAGUACCCUAUAAUACUGCCACACGGUUUUGCUUCACUUUAAAUUUUGAAUGUUGUUACAGUUGUCAGUAGCAUAUCAGUCCACCCCCACCCCACCCCAUAAAUCCAAUGUGUUUAUUUUAUCAGUCAGCCUGGUAAAAGACUGCUGUGUAUAUCAAAUUGUAAAGAAGCAACUGUUAAUUAAAGGGCACACUAAAUGACUAAACAACAACAUGCCAACUUAAAUGUCAAUCAUCAUUAAGGGCACAGGAGAAUAUGUGUACAAGAGAGGAAGGGUGGUUGGUGGUGGGUUCAGAUUGUUCCAUUCAGUGCAGACAUAAGUUAUCUUUGGUGAAAUCUUCUUUCCCCACCACCAAUGCAACCAUUUGUUUUAUUUUCUGUACAGCUUCCACCCUACAAUGAAACCAUUUCAUGUGGCCUUAAGUCCACAGGAGAGCUCCAUGAUGGUAAGAAGCCAUUCCUUCUUCACAACUGUUUCCCCAAUCCUUUUGAAGUCCAAUGUGUUGCAGGUUCGUUUCUUCUGUUCAGCUUUGGGGGUUUGGGUUAGUUUGCUACUUAAAUGUACUAACCCAGUUAAACUUAUAGCAAUCCAUAUUUUAUGGUUUCUUUAGCUAACAGUAAACCCUCACUCCCAACUGAUGGCUUUGAAAAAGUUCUUUUAAAAGAAUCCAGUGGUUUUGAGGCCUUGUUGGAUCAGUGCUGUUAGUUGUUGAUUAUUAGGGACUUGUAAAUGUUAAAACUUCAGCACUUCUCAAUAUUGAAAUCUGUUUUUCUUUAAGAAAGAGAAUGACUUGGACAGGGCUGGAAAAGUAAGCAUGACUGAUCACUGAUCUGUUGAGACAUGAAUGUAUAUUGCCUGUACUGAAAGUUUCAUUAGAUGAAGUUUCUUCCUGGGCACAAUUCAGACUUCGUACUGGUUUUAAUCUUUACAGGGUAGUCUUAUGUAUGUUUACUUGGAAGCAAGUGCUACUGGGUUCAAUAGGGGUUACUCCCAGAAGAGUGUAAAUGAGAGGGCAGCCUUAAAUCCCUAAAUGUUUUAGUCCCAUAUAGACCAGCCCAGUUAUUAAGAUAAUCAUUAGUGGCCUAGGUGUCACCACCUGCUAAGGGGAUUUGUUUGGGGAUGGUACUUCAACUUGGUACCCAUUGUUUCCCAAAUUUGACAUCUUUUAGGGGCCAAAUUAAAGUAUUAUAUUUUCCUAGGGUUUCAGCAGUUUUUAACAUUGGCCUUCAGCUUCUUUUAAAGCAACUGCUGCUGCUUUGAUUACUGAUUGUUUUUACUGUAUUAUAUAUGUUAGCCACCCUUAGAGUAGUUAUUGAAAAUGUUUUCACCCUUCAUUUCAGAAAAAAAAUUGCCAUUUUUUGGAUGCUGGUAUCAGAUGGUUACGUUGCUUAGUUGCAGUGACCUUUGAAAUUCCUUGUCUUAGAGAUGGGACUAUGAUAGUUUUGCAGAAUGUGUUUUUGUUUUUCUUGGUCAAAGUCACAAAAUUCUACUCUUAGUGCCAGCCAUGUGAAAUAUAGAGCCUUGAACAUCCUAUUGUUGAAAAUCCUUUGACAUUCCAAUCUAUGCUGACAUAGUAUUGGAAAAAUAAUUAAGCUAUUUUCAUAUUUUCAAUCUGCACAAUUUAUAUUUGAUUAGGAAUGUUUUUAACAUUUAUGAUGAAAAGGAAUAACUUGAGGUGAAGACAAGUGAUUGCAAACCUAUCUUGUAUCUGCCCCCACUUCCCAAGAAAAAAAGCACCACUUUAAUAGAAGUUUAUUUUUCUCUCCUAGGGGAAGAGUAUCAGAGAAUUGAAUUUGGUGUUAAUGAGGUUAUUGAGGCAGAUUCAUCUGUGCUGAAUAACAAUGACUACAGUAUUUCAAGUACUCUGAAUCCUCAGGCACCGGAAUUCAUUCUUGGUUGUGCACCUUCCCAGAAGACGCCUAGUGAUAUACUCAACGAAGCCAACUAUAACUCCAUAGACUGCCAGUUCACUGAUUCUUCUCUCGCUUUGGAUAGCAGUUCUAAUGCUGAAAAUGAUAGUUUACCUGGGAGCCUUGGGCAAAGGGAACGCAAAAAGAAGAAAAAAAGACCCCCUGGAUAUUACAGUUACUUGGAAGAUGUUAGUGAUGGCAUUGUUCCUGCCGAGGCUUUGGUAAACGGGCAUGCAAGUUCAUCAGGACUUAAUAGCAUAAGCACAGAGGAUGUAGACCUUACAGGCGACGCGCCAUUGGUCACUCCAAGGACUUGUAACAGCCCUGAAAAUUCUGUGGACUUCACUAGCGAAGCCGUGUCUGAUGAUUCGGUUUCUAGUGCUCUAGAUGCUACAAGGACUGCAGGGCAGCCUGAAGUAUGCAGUGUUACUAAUUUGGAACAGUCUUGUGUCCCCUCCGAAACUGGGAGGGACAGCCCAUUAAGGACAGCUGUUGUACAGCCAUAUGCUGGUACUGAUACUACUGAAAACCUUGGUGUUACAAAUGGACAAACACUUGAAUCCUCUAGUGAGGGCACAGCUGCCAAUGGGGUAGACUUGCAUCCUGUGGAAAGCACCGACUCAGACCAAACUAAGCCUGAGGAUGCUUUGCCUACUACUGAGGCAACCACCCCUGUUUCAGGAGCCGUUUCUGUUAAUCAGCCUGCAAAAUCAUGGGCAAGCCUCUUUCACAAUUCCAAACCUUCUGUUUCCAUGCCUAUGGCUUAUGUUGAGACUAAGUAUACCCCUCCUGCCACAUCUCCUGUGGUCCCUGAGAAACAGGUUGAAGUCAAAGAGGGGCCUGUUCCAGUUUCUGAGGAUCCUGUAGCCAUAAGGAUUGCAGGUAUCAUUAAUGUGCUUCAAGCUUGAGCUACAAAGAGUGUAGGAAGGUUUGAAGGAGUGGAAAGUUUGAGUGAACCUAAAUGUCCUAAUGCUUUAGUAGCACAAUAGUAAGAAAAUGAUUAACUGUGUUAGAGUGACACCUCUUGUUUAGUGUAAUGGCUUCUAGCUUUUUGUUAAUAUAGUAUCUGGUUAAACACACAACUGUGGAUUGAUGCUUACUUCCUUUUCAGUGUACAAGUAACAGUGAACUCUUGAUUUGAUGUGCACACACACAAAAGGAUGAGUUUGUUUAGGCUGGAGCAAUUUUGUUCUCUCUUCUAGAGCUAACCUUUCGCUGCUGCUGUGAGAGCCUAUGUUUGGAAAGUUUUGCCAGCUCAUCACUGAGAGCUUGCUAUGUUAGGGGAUCUUUGUUCUUUUUAAUAACUCCUUCCACCCAGGACCUCUUUUGGGAGGGCUGAACACUGCUCGUUUAUUGCUAGGGAAUAUUUGAAUACAACUACUCGCCUUCACUCAUACAGUUAUCUGUCUCACCACAAAUAAAAACACACAUUUUACUGGCCCAUGGCAGCCUUUGAGCCACCAGACUAACACUGACUUUGAAUGUAUAAGCAGUCUUAACAGUGGCCACUAGGACUUAGCCUGUGAUCUGUGCUGUGAGCGCCACAUUGCUUUGUAAUAUCUGAUACAUAGCCAGAAUAUGCAAGCACACGUAGCUUGACAUUCUGCUCAUUGUACACAAUGUGAAAGUAUUCUUUAAAACUGACAAAUACCCUGUAACAUGAUAACGGGGCACAGAAUGGUGCUGAAAGUUGCUGAUUCUUCAGAAACGUAUAACUGUAUCAUCUGCAUGCAUUCAAAGCACAAGCGACCACUGACGUGUGCCGUUUUCAACCCCAGAAGGGGGCGGAGUGGGGCUGUGGGGCUACGCGCAGUGCCGUGGAAUGGCACACAAAUGGGGAGUUGCCUGAAAUCAGAGUUUCAUCCCCAUAGGCAACUAGAUUGCAUGAAGAGUUAACUUGUGCUGCAGACAGAACUUUUUUAAAUAUAAUACAGAAAAAUAAUACUCUUGACUAUAGAAAGGCUUGUAUAACUUCUUGGUCUUGAUAUAAUUUCUUUAUAUUCCUUUAUUUCUAAAUAUAUAUUUUUUUUCUUUACUAGCAAGCAAUUUUCUGCAUGUCUAAUCCCCCAAAGUGGUAGUUCUUGUCACAUUUGAUUUCAAGUCUAGGUUUAUUAAUCUCUUUGACCUAAAUUUCAAUAGAAACAUUCAAAAGUGUAAAUGCAUGCAACAUUGUUGGAUGGUGUGCUUAUAAUGAUUUACUUCAUACAAGUUGGCAAUAUGUUCAUUUUUAAAAGAUCACCAGUGUUUAUUUGGUUUGACUUUUUAAAAAAAACAAUCACUAGUGUUUAUUUGACUUUUCAUUGAAUAGUAGUAACCUCAUCAGUAGCAUUAUUCUACCUGGGUUAUUAGAACCUUUGGUGGUGGUGGGAACAAGACCUAUCUAUAUAUAAUGGCAAUAAAAGUGUAAUAUGUGGCAUUAAAAAAAUUAUAAGCUUGUUGGGGUGGCUCCAUUCUAUUUAGUCAUUGGUGUUUGUAUCUGCAAAGAAAAAGUAUCUUGCAAGAAAUAACUUGUUUCUGUAGCAGAGCAUUUUAUUAAGAGUUCCUGUUGCUAGUGUUGAUUACAUAAACAGGGUUGGUUGCAUGUCAAUCAGGAUCUAGCUCUUAGAACUUUAUGCUGCCAUGUAAGCCCAGCCCUGCUUAAGGUCCUAAUGCAGAUGAGGUCAAGCACUUCAGAACAGGCUUAGAGUAAUACUGUCUACUGCUUCAUUUUACACCCUGGUCUUCUCUUGUAAUGCACUUAAUGCUUGUUGCUGUAACAGCAAAUGAGAUGUUUUUGCACGUCCCUUGAUUGUAUAUGAGAUUAGAAUUCAAAAAUGGAUGUUGCAAGAAGCUUUAUACAGAGUAUAACUAAGCAAGCAUUGGAACUAUAAGAGUAACUCUUAAGCGGGGAAAUCAGAACUGUUGUACAGGUGACACAAGUCAUUAGUGGACAACUGAUGGUACAUGCAUGUUGUAGUGGUUCCAGGUGAAGUUUUAUACCUGUACUUUGCCUCACCUUGCCUGCAAAUCUAUGGGAGGAUAAAUACUGGUAAGCAUGAUAAGACAUAACCAAAUGUCUUGCAACAAGAAACCAAUGUGUGUAAAUUCAUUUCAUUGGCCACAAGGGGAUGCUAAAAUACUGUUUGAUUUUCCUCCACUACAUGUGUAAUAGGCAGUAUAUUUGUUCAGUUGGAAGUGGAUUUGCUGACAUUUUUGGAUGUGUUCUUCAUUUAACAGAAUUACUGGAAAAUGUAAAACUAAUACAUAAACCAGUAUCUUUGCAACCACGAGGGCUGAUCAAUAAAGGAAACUGGUGUUAUAUCAACGCUGUAUCCUUGCAUUGGAAAAAUAUUACCUGGGUUAAUUAACUGCUUGUGUUUCUCAUACUGAAAACAAAAUAGAUCCUGUUAUCAGACUUUAAAUUUAAAGGUUCAAAAUGGGAAUGGGGUAUAUUUCAAGUGAGCAGUAUCAUUAUGGCUGCUGAAUGGCUUCCUUGUGCCAUACAGUAUUUUAAGUUCAUUUUUGUUCUCCUCUCUUUUCGCACAAAGACGUGGGUGUGUUAAAUGCUGUCUUUAUUAACUGACUCCUUAAUGCAAUUCUGUAGACACUGCAAGCUUUGGUUGCUUGCCCUCCUAUGUAUCACCUAAUGAAGUCCAUUCCAAUGUAUUCGAAAUCACAACGGCCGUGUACUUCAACACCAAUGAUAGAUAGUUUGUAAGUAAAUUGCAAGACAAUCACAAUGUUUGAAUUAGAAUUGUAAGUUGGUAGACAUUCUUAUCUUCUUUUUUAAAAUAAUACUAAUUAAAGGUUGGAAACAUUCAAUGAUACUAGGUAUUUGGUAGCUUAAUUGUCCCUUCACAGAGCAGUACAAGGAUAAUAUUUGGAGCAAACCUAAAUUAAUAUCUAAUUGCCAUAUUGUUUGAUUUUCAAAUUAUGCUGCCAUAGUUACAACUCCAUCUCUUCCCCAUUCUGUGGAUUUGGGAAUAUUUCAAUUUAUCAGAGUUAAAAUACACACCCAUUUCUAAACCAAAGCCCUGAUCUUUGGUGAAUCUCUCAUUCAGUGGCUGGGUUUGGACUACCUUUCCUGAUUUCAUAAAUUAGAUCCUGGUUCACUAUCCUAGUUAAGCCAGACUUCUCCAGUUAGGUAUAACAGGGAGCUUUGGUUUAAACUAAAGCUAGCACAUGAAGAGAAGCAAGGGCCAAGGAUGGAGCAUGUGGCCCCCAUGUGCAUUCCCAGCUUCAUAAACUGGGAAAGAUUGUCCGAACCUAGCCAGUGGAUUGCAUUCAGAAACAGUUCAACAUUGCCAUUGUGAAUUGGGGCUCCAUCUCCUUCAGCUAACGUGAGUCAACUUUCCCCAUCGUGGCUCUCCCUCCAGACGUUUUGGAUUAUAACUACCACCAGAUGGGAGUUGUGUGGAAAACAUCUGGAUGGUGCCAGGUUGAGAAACGCCACUCCAAGUAGUGUGUAUGCUUAGUUCACCUACCACAUGGAACAAAAACUUGUCCAUCUCAGCGCUAGAGAUAAAAAUAUUGAAAUAGUUGCUUUUAGUGCAUCAGCUGAGGAAGAGGACCGGUAAAAUAAAUGUAUGUUGACACUCAAAUGAGAUGAAGAGAGGUAAAAUGUUUGUGGCUAGUUGUAUCUAGUAACAUUUGUUGUCUCUGUAGCUAACACCGAUUUCCUUUUGUUCUACUUCAGUGUCCGCCUAAUGAAUGAGUUUACAAAUAUGCCAGUCCCGCCUAAGGCAAAACAAGGUGGGUAGAAAAUAAUCACCUGCUAACUGUCUGGUGACAUAUUGGUAGAGUGGAGGAGUUCAAUGCUGUCUUUGUAUGAUACAGCUGAGGUUCUUACAUUUCUGCAGUACAAAUUGGCUUUCACCAAGAGGCUUGUGUGAUGUCAGGUAAAAAGAACCUUUCUGUUUAAAAAGCAUACAACAUUUUUGCAGCAUCUUUUUUUCAGCUCUUAGGACCUUACAUAAAAUAUGAUCUUGUUUCAGAAAGAGAGUGUUCCUUCUGUACUCUUAAGAUUGGUUUGUUUUUAAGGUGGCAACAAACCUCUUGCAUCAGUUUUGGAGGUGUUGGGAAACUGGCUGUAUUCAGACACAAUCCUUAGGUUUGAUGUAUCAGCACAAAUAAAUUGUAUUUCAUGGUUGCAUGAAGUCAAUUGCUGUCAUUCUCUCCAGGCUGAUCCAGGGCCUCAGUUUCUUUUGUAUAGCUCUCUUAAUCUUUGCAUCACUGACCUGUAGGUUUUUUACCUAAAUUCAGUUCUCGGUAAUUUGAUGGUGUAAGUAGCCACCUAUGAGAACUUUAGUAGUUGCCUUGCCUGCUUUUCAGUGUUGUGUGAUUGUGGUUAAGCCACAGACAAACCUCCACAGCAUAGUGUUGCUAAAAGAACAGGGGCAGUGAUUACUUCAUUAUUUGUUGAAAAUGUAGCAUUGAAUCUGUCCCACCUUGUACUUGAAAUUCUGGCCUUGUUAAGUUGUUGAUCUUUGUCAAAUUGCUCUGUCUUUCCCCUUUUUGUUUUGGCAGCUUUAGGUGAUAAAAUUGCUAGAGACAUCAGGCCUGGAGCUGCCUUUGAACCUACAUACAUUUAUAGAUUGCUGACAGUUAUCAAGUCAAGUCUGUCGGAAAAGGUGAGAUUAGAUCUUUUGAGCUGUUUCUUACCCUGUAUUAUGUAAGCAGCUGUAGAAAAAUAGUGUUUGCAGUUCCAUUUUAUUACGGCCCUAAUAGGUUUAAUUUCAUUCUUCAGCAGUGGUGGCUUAUCCUUGGUUGCAUCUGGAACACCCAAAUAGUGCCAGACAUGCUAAGGGAGCCAGAGUUAAAAGAAUAGUAGGCUUGUUUUAAAAAAUGAGUUAUAUGUGUUGGGUGUCAAUAUAAAAUGUGAGAUAAUGAUAACUUGUGGUAAGAAUACUGAAGGCGUGGUACCAGCUUCCUCUUCAAACCUUGAGGCCUAAAGAAUUAGUCUUCACAUGCAGUUCUAGUAUUUAUAUGCUGUGUUUACAUUCAAAUGCAGACAUAUUAUAUGGAUGUUUCCAUAACUCUGGAAUCAAGAGUACAAAGGAGACCCAAGGAUAUAACACAAAAUCUGUAGUUAAGGUUUUAUCCAAAGCUAGGAUUAGCAAACCCAAUGUUUCCUUCAUUCAGCUUCCAAAUGUGCCAGAAUAAAUGCUUCAUUGAUGAGUGGUACUUUUUAUCAAAAUCAGUUGCAUUCAGACAUCUUGUCAUUUGAAGUGAGAGCUAUUGAAAGGAAGUUCCUUGGACUGAUGAAAAACCAUGUCAGAGUACUUUUUUCUAUGCAUAAGUUCUUGCACCAAAUUCUCAAACUUUAAACUCUCCCGAGUUUUAAAAAGCAGUUUGGAGCACAGUGGGGAGUAGUACUGCUUUGGAAACUUAAUUUAACUUCAGUGCACUGAGUAAUGUACUUGUGCCUUUGGAUCACUCCCAAGAACCUAAAUAGGAAAGUGUUGGAGAAUGAGUGGCUAUACUAAAACACCUUUUUCUUCAGGGCAGACAAGAAGAUGCUGAAGAGUAUCUGGGAUUUAUUCUAAAUGGCCUACAUGAGGAAAUGCUGAUUCUGAAGAAGUUGCUAUCUCCUCACAGUGAAAGUAAGUUUUUUUAAAAUGCUAAUUAAUAUGUAUAUUUAUAUAUAGCAUAUUUGUAUAUGGACUCUGUGCAGACAUAAUGCUUAUUUAUGGUUUGUUUUCUUCAACUAUGCCAUGAAGUAUGUAAACAUAGUUAAUGAUUUGACCUUAAGCCAUUUUGUGAAUCAAUGGUUUGAAGUAGGUUUGCAAACCAUGGUUUACAUUAACUGUAAUUAACCAUUACAUCUGCAUUGCAAACCAAAGCUAAAACAGUUUUCUCACUUCUCCAGCCACUGUGUCCAAAGUUGCCAAGUGGUUCUCACUGAUGUCUCCCUACUUUCCCUUCCUCUCCCCCAAUCUUUGAGUUAGACGGUAGUUUCUCUCUGAGACUUCUGGGUUAAAGAAACAAACUAUGGUGUGCCCUAAACAUUCUUAAGUCUUACGCCUGCACUGUGCUAUAGUUUUAUGUUUUGAAAGAACGGAGGUAGAACUACUCAUAUAACUGCAAUAGUUGCCUGAGCAGGUAGAGGAAUGAUACUUGCUUUUAAUGAUAAAGUUUGCAUAAAGCAGUGUUUCCUUCUAGACAGAAAUUAUCUACUCUUGAGUAUCACUUACCAUAUAAUAAUAUAUAUAUAUCCAGGAACAGAAAACAUACAUUUCCUCCUCCCUCCAGAACUUGCCGUUUCCAAUGGUCCGGAGACCCAGCCUGUAAAUGAAGAGGAAGAACAGGAGGAGCAAGGCGAAGGAAGUGAGGAUGAAUGGGAGCAGGUUGGACCACGCAACAAAUCCUCUGUCACUCGGCAAGCAGAUUUUGUCCAGACACCAAUUACAGAUAUAUUUGGUGGUCACAUAAGGUACAAUAAAUUGUAAUUAGUGUUAAUAGAAUGUCAGGAUCAUGUUUAUGGGUGAGGGGAAAUAGACAAAAUCAGUGUAUGCCACCAUAAGUACAGUCGAACCUCUACUUACCACCACCUCUUCUUACGGUCAUUCCAAGUCACGACCGCGGCAAACCCGGAAGUAACCAGCGGGUUUGCUGCUGUUUGCGCAUGUGCAGAAGCGGCCAUCACCGUUCGCACAUGCGCAGAAGCAUGCUGUCUCCGCCUGUGCACAACGGCGCCUCUCCCAGCGCCCCUUUUCAACCACCAGACGGACCUCCAGAACGGAUUAUGGUCGCAAUAGAGGUUCCACUGUAGAAGCUUAGUGUUCAUAAAUAUAAAAUGUGUUGUGCAUUAAGGUACACCCCAAAAGUUGAUAUAGAGAGAUUCCUAUAAGCUGGUGCUGCCCCAAAGAACGUACCUUCAUUUCCAUUCCUUGGUGACAGGAACUCGGAAGAGCCAGCCCUACAUAUUUCUGAGACGACUUCUUUGUAUGUUUAAUCUGGUAACAAUUAUUAAUGGCGAGCACAUCGUCCUCUGUUGACAUCCAAAGGAAGCAAGAUGAAACUGAGGGAUUCCUGUUUUCUUCUUUUUGCUGAAUGGGAGAACCGCAAAUCUCUAAUCCCACAUGUGUAGUCUGCUUUCUGCCACGCCUGUCCUACUCACUAUACAAAGUAGGUCACCGCAGAAACAAGAUCCCACGUUAGGAUGUUGGAAAGCUUUCUCUUGUGAGGCCAGCAGCGGAGAUAGGAAUGGUCUAAUAGUAGUCUACCAAACAUAAGCUCUAGAAAUAGUUGUAUUUUCCAUCCCACACAAAAAUGUAGAUUAGUACUUCCUCCCCCAUCGUGUUUUUGGCUCUUCAUUGCCUUCAUGAGUACCUUGUUUCUUGCAAAGAAAUAAUAAGAAUGCAUUAAAAUCCAAAUCUGCAUAUAUCUGAACUUUUCAUGCCAAAAUGUACUUAUAAUUAUCAUGCUUCACUCAUGUAUGUGCCUUUGUGUGGACUUUGCCCUUAAGAGCAGUAGUUGAAAAGUGCUGUGCUGUGGUGGAUUUUUAGUAUAGAAAAAAGAACUAAAAAUUGUGGCAGGGGACACGAGAGAGGUUUAUAAAUUACGUUUGGUCUCAAGAAAGUAAUUAAUUGGCAGUAGAUUUAGAGUGGUUAGAAUGAAGUACUUCAUCCAGGUUCCAGAAUUCAUUGGCACAAGAUGUGGCGAUGGCCACUAGUUUAAUGGCUUUAGAGGAGGAUUACACAAGUUCAUGGAGAAAAUACCUGUCAAUGACUCCUAUAGUCAGGAUCGCUUUGUUGAAUUUUGGUGUUCACUAAACACCCGUUUCUGGUAGGACGUGGAGCGCAGCCCCCCACCCCAGUGAAUUCAAUGACCAGGCAGAAUUACUUUGAAUUGGGCUUGAAAAUUAAAAACUCAGCACAUAAUAGCAUGGAUGUAAUAUGCUCCAAUAAAUGUGGCUGCAGCCCUCUGCAAUAGCUGUAGUUUCUGAACAUGUUUCAGAGGCAACUCCACAAAUUCAGGUGUAUUUUUUUAUUUUCAGAAAAAAACCUGCAUGGUAGCAAUUUCAGAAAGUCAAGAUAAUUUUCAUCAUUGCAUUAUUGCUGGUAUUGCUAGUACAUGCUUAUGUUUUGUUUUUAAAAGAACUGAAAGAAAACAUUUAGAAGUUGUGGAUGCACUAAUAGAGAUAAGACAGCCAGAGGGAGAGAUUGAUAGAGAUUUUCCAUUCUUCUGUUAGUCCAUAAUGUAUAAGCUAGAAAAACUUGGUUGCUGUGGUGGACGUUGAUGUGUUGGUCAGUCUUGAUAGUUUCAGGGUGGAUAUAGUGAAAAUAUAUAUUGAUGGAAAAGAGUUAUAAGGUUGUAUGUAGUUAAUGUUCUUUUUGUUUAAGAAAUUAAUGAAACUGCUUCAUCUUUCUAAGACGGUAUUGUGAUGGUAAUUCUUCAUUGCUCUUACUUGAUAAGCUAGCUUAGUUAAUAAAGUUAUUUCUCAAAUUAUUUUAGCCAGUAUAUUAAGGUGAAUGGUUUGUUUGUUUUCUGUAAUCAAGCCAUGUAGAUCUUUGCACAGGUCAGAAGAAUUCUGAGUAGCUAUUGGUCAUUAUUCCAGACUUCUGAUUUAAAUUCCCAGGAUAAAGGGAAACUAUAAUCGUUGAAUAUCUAUAGCUGGUAUAAAUUUGUAGCUGGAUAUACCCUCACUUAAACAAAUAAAAUUUUGAGGCCAGUCUUUAUUCCUGGUGGGCAGCAGUUUAAAGAAAGAAUGAGAGUGUGCCAUGCUCCUGGACUCUUCACCAAACAUUGCAGUUUUAUUGGUGUUUUUGUGUGUUGUGGAAAAAUACUGCUGCAAAAUGCUAACCUGAAAUAUUAUCUGGAUUAAGUGUGGUCUCAUUCUGACUUGAAGAAGCCUCUGAAUAAACAGCAUGUUAGUUCUUGAUGAGAAAGGUAUCCCAAAUGUGGCUCUCAUGUAAUGGGUGGGGCAAGUUGUCUCUUACAAAAAUCAACCUUGCCAUUAUGAGGGCUUCACAUCGUCCAAGAAAGACCUUAUUCUUUCCUUAAAAUAAAGAUGCUACUGUAUAAAGAGGUGAGUGGGUGCCAGUAUUAAAGAGAACCUGGGGUUAUGUGUGAACCAAAGUAACAAUUUUAUUUAGCUUUUCACAUUCAGUAUUCAUGAAUAAGCUUAAGCAAGUUGAAUACAAUUGUUUUAAGAAUCUGGAUGUGUUGGUAUCUUUCAGUGGGCUGUAAAUUUGAAAAAUAAUUGGACAUGAGAAAGGAAGUCCCAAUGGCUAUUUCCCAUUCAAUCCUAAUAAUGCUUUUAAAGAAGAGGAGGAGAAAGGAAAGUAUUGUGCUUAAGCUAGGAGGAUGGGUCAGUAACUGAAAGAAGUACUAUUCUUUCCUCCCCAUCCCUUGCAGGGGAUGCAUCUUUAAACUGUAUUUCAUUUCUGCAUAAAACCUGACAUAUUCAAUUUCUGGAUACUGAAUCUGGUCAUUACUUUAACCAUAUGUCUUUAUAUCUGUCAAAAUCUGGCAGGACUUUGUAACACAAGAGCCUCAUUUUAAGUCUGCCUACUGAGUUUGGCCAUGAGACAUUUUUAUAUGGGUUUCAGGAAGAUAUAUGUGAAGGUAUGUGUUGGCAGUCUCGCCAUCAGUCAUUCCAGAAUUAAUUUUUGAACAGUUUUCACAAGUGCAACUUCUAACUCGUUUCUUUAGAUCUGUGGUUUACCAACAAAGUUCGAAGGAGUCUGCCACUCUGCAGCCAUUUUUUACUCUGCAGUUGGAUAUCCAGUCUGAUAAGAUACGCACAGUUCAAGAUGCUCUGGAAAGCUUGGUGGCAAGAGAGUCUGUUCAGGGUUAUACCACAAAAACCAAGCAGGAGGUAAGUUACUGGGUACUGGGUACACUUUUUAAGUCAAACAUUACCAUUAAUCAUUAUGUGGGUGUUUAAUAUUGUCUGUGUUGACUGACAGCAAUUCUCAAAGAUUUCAGGAAGAAGUCCUUAAUCCUGUUACCUGACAUCCUUUCAACUGGUAAUGCUAGGUACUGGACCUGGGACCCUGUGCAGUCAAGACACAUUCUGUCCCAUUGAGCACAUUCAUAAGACAAGUGCAAAAUGUGUUAUGCAUCCAUAAAGCCUAGAGUCUCACAUCUGUGGCUGAUUGAACACAGCCGUAUCGGGACAAACUAAUGGGGUAGUAGAAGAGAACCAGGAACCAGACAACAACUCCAGUCUACUUUGUGCUUCUUCCCUUUUAUAUGUUAGCUGGGUUGUUUGUGACUGGUCUUUAUUAUGUCUGUGUAGCAUAAAUAUUGCUGUGCUGCUUCAUUUUAAAAGCUUAUUCAGUGAACUGCCUUUUGCAACCAAAGUGAUUUCCCCCCAGUCUGUUCCUAAUGAGAGUCUUGUGGAAUUUAGUGCUCUAGAAUGACCUAGUGCUUAGCUCAUUUAUGUAAUUAAUUUGCAUACUUUCUCAAUUUAUCUUGCAUUCCAAAGAACCCCAAGCAAUGUACAAAACAGAAAUAAAAGAGACUAUUAAUAAUUGAAUAUAAACCUGUGAAUUUUGGAACAAUGCAAUGUAAUUUUAACAGUGACCAUGCCAAGAUUACUUUUCUGGGAAGGCCUGUUGGAAUUAAAAUGUCUUCAGUAGAUGCUGAAAUCACAAAUAUUAUUGUAUUAAAAUGGUUUCUUUUACAUUUUUCUGUGAUGUCAAGCCAUGCAGAUGAGUAAAUAUGAGGUGCUUUUGUCCUGAUUUUUUCAAUAGUUAAUAGAACGAUGUGCCUAGUUGUAUUUUUCCACUGCUGUGCUCUCGUCAGAUGAUGCUUUGAUAGAAUCAGAGAUGGGUUAUUUAACUAGCCUUAAUGUAGGAAGCACACACCAUCUUUGUAAACAGAGUGGUUCUCUACAAGAUAGAAAAGAGUGGGCUUUACCACAGUGCUUAGGCAUUGGGAGGAGAGGGCAACAACCUGAAAAAAGGGUGAGAAGCAUGUUGCCCUGAAAUUAUGUGUAGGCAAACGCAGCCCGUCUGGAUUUUAUGUCUGACAUGAUGUGUGGGAGUGAAAGUGGCAGAACAUCUCUUUGGUUGUCUGAGAGACCUCCUUGUAUGGGAGGAAAACUUGCAGUGCAAACUUCUCAGGGCUUGCCACACGAAUUUUGUUUGGCCAGCCACUCACUUCUUGGUUUUGGUACAUAUAUGGUUUUAGUCUCCUCUUUACUUGACAACCCAAAUGUUCAAUUAUGGCUUCUAGAAGAAAUGGGUGUUCACUUGAGGUGCUAGUCUGGUCUGGUUUAUAUUUUAGUGUCUAGUCUGGGAAGAGUGCAAACAUCUCGUAUUGCAUUUUAAAAAAAUAGUUUUCUCUAACAUAUUUAUGAACAAAAUCUCCUUUUGCACUUUGCACCAGUCAUUAACAAAAGCUGAUUAAAUAUGUGAUCAUUAGCUCAUAGGAGUAGUGUGCAGAACUGGAGCCGAAGAGCUGAACUGAAAAUAAAUUUUGAACCAAAAUUUGUCCACCAAGUGCUUUCUGCAGUGAAAGCCUUCAUGCCUAUGAAAGUAGAUAUAUAUAGGCAGGUGACUUUAAAUGUUGUACAUAGCCAGAAACAUUAUUCUGCCCCCCCGGGGUGGAAAUCCCGCACCUGUUAGUCUGGCAGUGCCUAAAAAUGGAAGGAAGAGGUGUUUGUGUGUGUAUUAAACUGAUUUCAGUAAUUUCCACUUCUGAUUCUGAGAAAAUAAGCUUAAUUAGUGACUAGCAGAGAUUUGAGGUCCAACUAAAAUUCUGCUUUCACCAUGCUAGGUGGAGAUCAGUCGAAGAGUGACACUUGAAGAACUCCCACCAGUCCUUGUCCUACACCUCAAACGAUUUGUCUAUGAGAAAACAGGGGGGUGCCAGAAGCUCAUAAAAAAUAUUGAAUAUCCUGUUGACCUGGAAAUAAGUAAAGGUAAAUCUUCUGAACAAAGCAUCUGGGUUUUUUGUUUGUUUUACAGAAAGAGAUUAUUGUUUAUGCUUUUGGGGUGGGGGGGCGGGCCUGUUUAGGGAUUUCAGAAUCAGUGUAUAUCUUCAGGACUGGUUAAGCAGCCCAGAUUGAUCUGAGUUUAACGCCAAAUAUCAUCUCCAGUGUCAUUUUCAGUAUAUUUCUUUAUCUUAAAAAGCUUGCUGUACAUUAGUUCCACAGUCUUCAUAAAUCAGCACAAGACUAUUUCUUCCUCAGAAUUUAAUCACCAAAAUCUUGCAGCACUUGGGUGGACUUCAGUGUAGUGCUAAGGUUCCAUCAGCUUAAGAAUUCUUGCUUGUGCAAUUGAAUGUUUUGCUCCCUCAGUCUGUUCAGGAUGUUUCCCCAGCCCCCGGGACAGAUUUGGGGAGGAUGUGGGGCACAUGGAGCUGGAGGGGUGGCAUCCUGUUAGACAAGCAGAAAUCCUUGUGCUGACAGGACAUGGUACCAGAAUACUGCUGUUUCUCUCAAACUGAUGCUAUUUUAACAAUUUUGCUAUCUUUUUCUCUCAUUCCAAGGUUUGGAAUGCUGUGAUUUAACUCCUUGAAAUAACAAUCUCUGAAGUUACUUAAUCUCACAUCCUAAUGUAUAAACAUUUCUUUUUAAAAAAUAAAAUAAAGACCUAAAAAUUAAGAUCUUCGCACCAAUGUACUAUAAAACUUAUUGCUUGCCAUUUACUCUUGUGUGUCAUACCCAAAUCUUGGCCAGAUAUCCGACAAAAGGAAGCCCUCAUAUUGGCAAAGAUCAGUGAGAAGCUUAUAUCUCCUCAGGGAGGAUGGCCAUACAUCCUGAGCCGUCGCAGUGGAAUAGAAGAGCUAUUGUUGACAGGCUCAGCUUUCAGUAGUUCUUUUGUUCCUUGCAGUGGGUGCAUGCUCUUUGAUUCAUUAAAUGUGGGUAAAAGAGAGGCGGAAGUAAUCUCAUAAUACUAAAGACAGUAAUUCACUUGAAAUUCUGUUUGCUUUUUCAGAACUGCUGUCUCCGGGGGUCAAAAGUAAGAUAUUUAAAGGCCAAAGAACCUACCGGCUCUUUGCAGGUAUGUGCUCAUUUAUCUCAAAUGUAAUUAAUUUUGUCACAAGGGCUCUUGCUGUUUUAAAAUAUUGGCAGUCCUCUCAGAUCAAGCGUAUGCCCUGCUAAAAUUAAUUCUUUCUUUAAAAGUUCCCCGUUGUGUGCCUUAAUCCAAGAAUGUCAGUUCAACAAAGAUGAUAUUCUGCAACCACUCCAUAUUAUUCAAAUUAAGAAAGUUAUUCAGAGUUACUUCACAUUACAGUGGUACCUCAGGUUAAGUACUUAAUUCGUUCCGGAGGUCCGUUCUUAACCUGAAACUGUUCUUAACCUGAAGCACCACUUUAGCUAAUGGGGCCUCCCUCUGCUGUUGCGCCGCUGGAGCACGAUUUCUGUUCUCAUCCUGAAGCAAAGUUCUUAACCCGAGGUACUAUUUCUGGGUUAGCGGAGUCUGUAACCUGAAGCAUAUGUAACCCGAGGUACCACUGUACUCAGACCUGUCAGUUGAUGGCAGCCAAAUGUGCAGUCAACCUUGUGGAAUUUAGUACUUGAGUCAGUACUGACUGUGAUUGCGACUGUGGAUUGAGAGAUAGUCGCUCGCAAAGUAUUGAAAUUGGGGAGGGAAGUAACCUGCUGCUUUCAAAAAGCUUGCAUUUAGUUGUUGGUUGUUUUGCUGCACCAUUUUAGUGAUUGCAGAAGUUUAGCAAACAAACCAAUCUCUCCCAAGCAGUCUAAACUAAAAGAGUCAGAGUUUUAUCUCUCCCCCAUAUUUAAUAUUCUCCAAAAUUACUGAAUGAAUUUCAAGUGACUCCCCUGUUUUCUCAAGCCCUCUGGCAAGUAAGUUUGGGAGAGAGAUGGAGUUUUAUUACACUUUAGUUGAGGUUUGAAGAGCAUAAAAAAAAUCAGUAUCUCCCACUAUUUCUGACAUUGUGUGCCAGCCCAAUUGAGGGCACUCCUUGCUUCUUCCUUAAGCCCCGUUCUCAUGCCCAAGGGUUCUGGUCUUUGUGUGGCAAGGUGUAAUCAUCUGGCUAAUAAAACAAACUGAUACUUGUGGAACUCCAUCCCUCCGCAUAAGUUGACAAACAUUUGGACAAGCCAGUAUCCAUUGAAAUUUGUUAAUGUUGAUUCCUUCCCUGUUGUCUUAUUAGUUGUUUGGUUUUGGUUUUUUGACAGUUGUCUACCAUCACGGAAACAGUGCAACUGGUGGACAUUACACUACAGACGUCUUCCAGAUUGGUCUCAAUGGCUGGUUGCGCAUAGAUGACCAGGCUGUCAAAGUGAUUAAUCAGUACCAGGUGGUGAAGCCGUCUGCUGAGCGCACAGCCUACCUCCUGUACUACCGCCGAGUUGACCUGCUUUGAAAACUCCCCGUUUUUCUGCUGUGUUUGCCAGAUUACCUGCUUUCUAGAACGCCAACUCUCUCUAACCCUUAUUUCUCUUCCUCCCCUCAAUGAAUUCUUUUCCUUCUUUCUUCCUUCCCCUUGCAACUAUGGGAUAGAGUGAAAGAGAAGACUACCUUUUUGAGGUUUGUGACCAGCCUAGUUGGUGUUGGCUUAUUGACUUUGCUGAAUGAAGUCAUUAGGGUUUGAAAGACUCAGUCUCACGAAUCACACACAAAGUAUUUCUUCUUCUUUUUUUUGCGCUAAUGCUGAAUCCUAAGAGAUUAUUAAAACGGGGGAUUUGCAACUGAUUCCCACUUUCUAAUUGCAUAGUAGAAGCAGCCCUGCACCAGCAACAGAACUUGUAGAUUUCUGUGAAAAUGUUUUAUCUUUACUUAAAUAAAAAAACUAAAAAAAAAAACCUCUCUAAUCCUCCCCCACUAGUUUUUUGAUAAAUGGUAAAAAUGAGCCAGUGUCUAUCAAGGAAAAAAUGGUCCUCCUUUAAAAGAAAAUACUCUACAAAAAAAGUAUAAUAUACAGAGUUGCCGGUUCCUGAUAGGGAAAAAUACACAUUUUAAUAAUUGUGCGAUGAGAAACUGCUUAAGUACACAUUGCAGAUCAAAAUACUUUUGAGUUAAAAUGUUAGUCUAUAUAGAUGGGUGAUUGUAACUUUAUUGCUAUUAAGAGAUUUCAAAACUGCAUUUAUGCUUCUGUGUACAUGGGAUUUUAAAACAAAAAAUGGGCAAAAUAAUGAAAGUUGAUAUUUUUUUCAGUCUGCUUUGUUUAAUUUUGCUGUCCGCUCUCCUAUAAUGUUGAGUUCCUAAGUGUACACAGUCUAGUGAUAUCUAGGAGUAUAAAGUUGUCGCCCAUCAAUAAAAAAAAGUCACAAAGUUGAUUUAAA
Molecule: messenger RNA, 33448 nt
Organism: Podarcis lilfordi (Lilford's wall lizard)
Lineage: Eukaryota; Metazoa; Chordata; Lepidosauria; Squamata; Lacertidae
Source: the annotation of a GenBank genome assembly